AUGGAUAGAUUAACAUGGAAUAGGAACGUGGCAUCCGAAUCGCGACCCUCGAUCGUCAAAAAAAUGGCUCCGCAAGCACAAGCAACUGAGCCUCGGUUCGAGCCAUGUGCGGCAACCGCAUCACUGUUUCUAUAUGCGCAGGAUUCCACGAUCCUAUGCCUUCACCAUGACACACUCGCAGUCGAUCGUCGGUUCAGUAGUCACCAGGAAAAUAUUGAAUUUAUUUCAGUGGAUAAUGUGAGCGAGCGCGGUGCGGGUCGAUUGGUUGUCAGCUACGAUGUAGGCCAGACAGCAAUUGUAUGGGAUAUCUUUACGGGCACGGAAAUCGCCAGAUUCGCCUCUUUCGAGCACUUGCGAGUAGCCUCAUGGAUGCGCAACGGCAAUGUCGCUUUUGGUAAUGGCAAAGGUGAAGUAAUUCUGUUCGAGCCCUCGACAUCGGAACACAUUUCAGCGCGCACCAUUUUCGAUCCUAUUACUUCUCUUGCUCCGGCAAUGGAUUGUCGAACUUAUGCUAUUGGGUAUCAAAAUGGAUCAAUUCUCAUCGCAACGCUGCUUCCUCAAUUUACUAUUCUUCACACCUUAACCACCUCUCGCGGACCUUCUCCAAUUAUCUCGCUUGCCUGGCAUGCCUCCUCAUCGAAGCAGAAAUCAGAUAUGUUGGCAACACAAGCUUCAAAUGGGGAUUUAAGAGUUUGGAGUGUAUCAAAGCCCCCGGCGAAGGAGUCUCCCAGGGUUAUCCGUGUGUUGAAACGAUCCGAUUCUACCUCAGCGGAUCCGAAGUGGAUGGGAUGGUCCAAAAAUGGAAAGAUUGUGCAGUACCUCGAAGGAGAAACAUGGGCUUGGGAUGUUCGAACAAAGCAUGUAACAUACGAGCCGAUUCCUACAGUGGAUGGAGUGCGAGGACUGGCAAACCAUGGUGCCACAGCAACACUAUUCACCAUUGGUCCUAAUAACUCAGUUCAGCAGUAUGAUGUUGACAAUCCAGCAAUGGUGGCAAAUGUGCAACAUAUUCCAGUCAUCCCUCGCUCAGUCACAGCCGAUAGCCAAAGAUCAAAGACAAUGUCUCCUCGGCGCUUGCAGGAUCCUCCGGAUAUUCGGGAGCCGUCGACCACGCGACGAACGCCAUUUGAUUCAAACGGACUUGACAAUCUGAGGCAACAGAGAGCCGAUCUGAUUAGCCCGGCCUCAUCACGAAGCCGAACUGAAUCUGUAAGCUCUAAGGCUUCAUCUGGGAAGUACAGGGCUGGUGCAUUCUCGCCACCCAGCCGAUCAGGACAGACUUCGACAACUUUUUCGCUGACAUCGGCUGGCCGCGAUACACCACAGCCAUCGGCCGGCUUCCCGUAUGCUUCGUCGGUUUCAAUGUCGUCAGUCAAGAGUUCUCGCGCUGGAUCUAGAUUGCGGAACGAGGUGCAGAUGAGUCCGGCUGAGCGGAAUAUUGUUGAUCUUUUCCCAUUCAUGCGGGCACGUCUAAAUGAUGUGCCCUACAAGUCGCAGCCGCCUUUCGAUGAGAACAAUCUGACCCCUGAUGAUCUACGGCAACAAAUGCUGAGCGUUGUCUUUGGAUGGGAAGGGGAUAUUUCGGACUUGAUUAGAGAUGAGUGGAGUCGACAUGCACCCGGAAGCCAAAGUGCAAUUCUUUUGGCGCAAUGGCUUGGGGAAACCGACACAGAUCAGAUGGCUGAGAUGAUUAGUACUGGACCUACGACUACAUCGGAUUGGAUGCUUCUGGCUUUGAGUCAAAUGAGUGGACAGGCACAGGCGAACAAAGUUGGACAGAGCUUUGUGCAAAAGCUACUGGAAAUUGGAGAUAUCCAUACUGCUGCUUCCAUUUUGCUUGGCCUGGGAGACAGUAAUGAUGCUAUCGAGGUCUAUGUGUCGCAAAAUCACUUCAUGGAGGCCAUCCUCAUGACAUGUCUCCUAAUGCCAUCAGACUGGCAACGCCAGUCAUAUCUCGUGAGACGAUGGGGAGAGUACGUGGUUUCGCAUUCCCAGCAGCAACUUGCCAUUCGAUGUUUCAUGUGCACUGGUGCCGAACCUUCUGAGCCAUGGACUUCACCAGCGGCCCAACAAGCAGCUUCUUUCGCCGAGAUCAUUCGGGGAAAAUCACCAAUGACCUCGCCUGACCCCAUGCAAUCCAUGCAACAAAUGAUGCCUCCAUCUCGACCAAAGUCAGCAUCUAAUCAACGCUCCGCUGGGAAGACUCCUGCGCUGAAACUCAUCACAUCCUUCGACUCGCAACCCAAUAAUCGGUUCCGAUUCCCUGGAUUGAAGUCAGAUGAUCGGACACCAACAAACGCACCUGGUGUUACACCCAUUGCAGAAUCCGCUGUGGCUGACUCGGCCUUGUCCCCAGGUGGAUUGGGCUCCUGGAAGCUCAACAACAUUCAGAGUUUGAAUCAAGCAAUGACAUCCCGGACGAAUACACCUGCGUUUAAUCGGCGCCGUCUUCCUUCCAUCGGCGAAACUCCGGUAGAUGUGCACCCUCCAACAUUCUCUCGGUCUCGUUCCUACAACACUAGUGGUUAUGGCUCAACCUCAGAGGCUGAAGAAAUUAGCGGUCAAGAGCAGAGUCAGGAUGAGUCCGGCGAUGGACUGUUACUUUCGGCAACAAAAUAUACACCGGCCCAGGAUUCUAUGAAACCAAGCCCCCAGACUGCUGUGCAAGGUUCGGAUAGAUUCGCAGCCAUCAAAGGACUCCCAUCGCCCGCAGCAGGAGUCUUUGAGGCAUUGCAAGACCACUCCGAUAUUCGAAAUGGCUCACGGGACAGGAAACCGAACGGACUCCAGAUCGAACUCGUUGACACAGAAGAAGUUGCCAGCCCACGCAACCAUUCUGGCUUGCUUCAUAGCGCAAAGAGCACCUCCACGGUACACAGCUAUACAUCUGCCAAGAGCCCCAGCGUGAGCAGUCGUAGCAUAGACCAGUAUAUCAGCAGUCUAGACGAAGCAAACUACCACGCAAAGACUCACCGCAGCCACCGCUCCGGCCGAAGUAGAAGAAAUACAGACGACGCUACUAGCCAGAACGCUCAAAUUCAGCAAGCUCGCGAAGCAUCCCAGGAGAACCGUGGCCGGAACGAGCGCCGAUAUAUCCAGCCCGCGAAACGAUCACCUUCAUCUCCAGUCCCCAUGUCGCCUGAUGAACUCGCACGCUACCACAUCGGAGAAUCGGAGAAACGAGACGAAACACGAAAGAAGUCACACUCUCGUGCUCGAAGCAGCAGCAGAAUGAGAAAGGCAGGGUCCCGCAAUCGCCAGCGUUCUUCUAGUCGACACACCGCAAGCCGCGUUGCACUGGAACGGUUAGAUCCAUCAUCCCGUGGCCGUAGCACGGAUCGUCAAGGCUCGAUUGCUCGAUCGCCGUCCUCGCCUUUGCCAAUGUCUUUGCCGAUGACGCUUCCCGGGCAGGAACCCCAAUCCGAUGGGGCGGAUGAUCCUCUUCGGAUUGUUACUGGGAAUAGGGAGAGACUUCGUUCGCAUCACCGCAGUGCGAGCCGUCGUCGUACGGAACGAGGAAAUGGUUCUAGACGGGAGGGCUCGCCUGAGUCUAAGAACAAGGUUUCUCAGAGUGUGCCGGAAAUUCGUCAGGGGGGUGUGGAGAUUGAGCUCCCGCUUCAGCCUGAAGGUCUCGAGCAGUUGAGCAGCAGAGCUUUUGGACAAGAGCCUGUUCUGAGUGCUAUGGCUUUUGGGCAAGAUGAGACUUUGAGCCCUAUGGUAUUUGGACAAGAAAGCACGUUGAGUUCUCAUGCUUUUGGACAAGAGGAUACCCUGAAACCUCAGGCUUUUGGCCAAGAAAGCACCUUGAGCAGCCAGGCAUUCGGACAGGAUGUUUUGGGUAGCCAUAUUUAUGGACAAGAUGAUCAGAAAUUUGGACAAGAGGAGGUUUUAGGCGCGAAGUCCUUUGGACCGGAGGCGACCUUAACCAGCAAAGCCUUUGGGCAAGAGGAUGUUCUGAGCAGUAAGGCAUUUGAAAAAGAUGCCUUUGCUCAUGGCCGCAGUCAAAGCAGGCCCAUUUCGACCACCAAUGAUCCCCAGGAGCAAGUCUCUCCAACAACGCCAUUUGUGUCUCUGGCUGAGAAGAAGAGGAGAGAGUUGGCCGCUGCUGAACUGGAAGCACGUCGACUUUCUCUUGCACGCAAUCCAUCUGCACCCAACAUCCCCUUCCCAGGCGAGUUACAAUCCGCUCGAUCACCCAUUGAAAGCCCACCUCCAUUCCAUGGCUCCUACUUCCCCCGAGCACCAUCUCGAAACCAGAUCCCCCCAGCCAAAAGAUCACCUGAAUAUGGCAGCAGCUCCGACUCAAGCUCAUCAGGCUCACGGCCUCCUAUGGGGUUGCCAGCCACACCUCGAGCCAUGCGGCACCCUAAGUAUGGUGGUGGCCGUGAAGAACGACCACCCUCUGUUCCUAGCAUCCCAUCCGAUCGCCAUGGUUCUACGCACCUAGAUACUCGAUACCAAAGUGAAGCGGCCGAAAGAAUCGGAAGGUCCAUGUCAGUCCCUAUGCCAGAUAACCAUGCAUCCAAAUACAUGAACCCGCCCCCAGUUCCAUCCGAACUACCAAUGCACCCACACUUCAACCCCAACCUCCCCAGAAGUCGCUCCAGCAGCCGUGCCCGCAACAUGGGCCACCGUCGCACCAGUUCCGGCGGCUACGUCUCCGGCACAUCGCCCCAAGUAACCGUGAGCAUCGAGGAAACAAUCGAGAACGCAAUGCAAAGGACCCCUGCCCCACAUGAUCUAAUCCCACCACCUCCUCCCCCCAUUCUCCCCGAGCUCCAGCAUCUCAAUACCCCUCCACCUCCACCUCCGUUCCCAGUCUCCUUGGAUCCUACCUCCCCCCGUCAAUCCUCCGCCACCAUCGACGUUGCAAUCGAAAACGAGGAUAUGGGACGCAUGAUCCCUCGCGCGAUGACAGCCGCCCCAACCAUCCAUGUCAAUGUUGGCGGAGACUCGAAGUCCGAUAAACGUACCUCGUACGAGCAUCGUCGGAACCGUAGCUCGAACGAGAGCUUUGCGACCAAGUUGCGCAGUCUUACGCGUAUUCGAGGCAACAGCCGCAGCGUUGAGCCUUGGGGCACAGCAACAGAAUGGGGAUCUACUGCUAUAGAGAAUGAUAUGCCGUACGAACUGCUACACUCACGUGCUUAUACACCCGGACCGGGCUACGGUGUCUGA
Messenger RNA from Penicillium odoratum, 5178 nucleotides. Its product is annotated as WD40 repeat domain-containing protein. The transcript has 4 exons. Gene Ontology annotation, cellular component: nucleus. The coding region runs from base 1 to 5178 and encodes 1725 amino acids. Gene Ontology annotation, biological process: positive regulation of transcription by RNA polymerase II. Gene Ontology annotation, molecular function: transcription factor binding. Lineage: Eukaryota; Fungi; Ascomycota; Eurotiomycetes; Eurotiales; Aspergillaceae. The record is from RefSeq and is a predicted model, not a curated record.